Pochonia chlamydosporia 170 is the source of this 2214-nucleotide messenger RNA. RefSeq names its product neutral trehalase. Gene Ontology annotation, molecular function: calcium ion binding; alpha,alpha-trehalase activity. Gene Ontology annotation, biological process: trehalose catabolic process. Bases 1 to 2214 code for a protein of 737 amino acids. The record is from RefSeq and is a predicted model, not a curated record. Lineage: Eukaryota; Fungi; Ascomycota; Sordariomycetes; Hypocreales; Clavicipitaceae. The transcript is spliced from 4 exons. Gene Ontology annotation, cellular component: cytoplasm.
AUGGCGGGCAAAGCAAACCACCGGGCGCGAGGCUCGGAGGACUUUGGCGUGUUCGACGAUGCAAAGACGUAUUAUACAUCCGAAGAAAGACACCGAAACAAGUUUGGCUCCCGAACACGAACCUAUUCGCAGAACAGUUUGAUGAAGCAGUUUGAACGAAAUGGCCUGCGCGAACCGUUCAGAAGAGGAAGCCACGAUGAGAGCGCCCUGCCUCAGGGCCGUCGAUUCCUUAUCCAAGUCGACCCGACCCUUGAAAAUUUGCAAGCACAAGAAGACACUGAUGGCAACAUGCAAAUCACCAUCGAGGAUGAAGGCCCCAAAGUGCUCUCCCUACGAACUGCCGCCUCUGCAGGCCAUAAUCGUUUCGAAGUUCGGGGCACGUACAUGUUGUCGAACCUGUUGCAAGAGUUGACGUUGGCAAAGGAGUACGGCCGAAAGCAGAUUGUGCUUGAUGAGGGCAGAUUAAAUGAAAACCCUGUGGACCGCCUCUCCCGCCUGAUCCGUGACCAUUUCUGGGAUGGCCUGACCAGACGUAUCGACGCCUCGAGCAUCGAAAUUGCUGCCCGAGACCCCAAAGAUUGGACAGAUGACCCUCGCCCGCGAAUCUACGUCCCAGCUGGGUGCCCGGAACAAUACGAGUAUUACAAGCAGGUAGCUGAAGAGCGGCCCGAGAUUCGGCUAGAUGUCCAGCAACUGCCAGAAAAGAUCACACCAGAGCUGAUACGAGACAUGAAUGAGAAGCCUGGACUGCUGGCAGUCGAGACGGAAGAAGUAGUAGACCCGGAAACGGGCCGCAAGACGUUGCGGGGUCUUCCUUUUGUAGUGCCUGGAGGAAGGUUCAAUGAAUUAUAUGGCUGGGACAGUUACAUGGAAUCACUUGGCUUGUUGGUCAAUGAUAGAGUUGACCUUGCAAAGUCAAUGGUGCUCAACUUUUGUUUCUGCAUUGAACAUUACGGAAAAAUCCUCAACGCCACACGAUCGUACUAUCUUGGCCGAUCACAGCCGCCCUUUUUAACCGACAUGGCCUUGCGAGUGUACGAGAAAAUUAAGCACGAGCCGGAUGCCAAAGAAUUUCUUAGACGGUCAAUCUUGGCUGCCAUCAAGGAAUACCACAGCGUGUGGACCUGUGAGCCACGGCUUGACCCAGUCACUGGCCUGUCAAGAUACCGGCCAGAGGGCCUUGGUGUACCACCCGAAACAGAGGCGGGACAUUUCGUUCACAUUCUCGAACCGUAUAUCAAGAAGCACAAGAUGGAGUUCAAAGAAUUCGUUCAGGCAUACAACCAUGGCGACAUCAAAGAGCCAGAGCUGGACGACUACUUUAUGCAUGACCGAGCGGUGCGAGAGUCGGGACACGAUACCACGUAUCGAUUCGAAGGCAUCUGCGCCGACCUUGCGAGUAUUGAUCUCAACUCGCUGCUAUUCAAGUACGAGACUGACAUUGCUCGUACUAUCCGCAACGUAUUUGGCGACAAGCUUGUAAUCCCGGCCGAGUUUUGCGAUAGAACGCCAUACCAGCCGGGAGAAGUCUUGUCGUCUGCUGCUUGGGAUCGACGAGCCAAGAGACGUAAGCUUACAGUGGACAAGCUGAUGUGGGACGACGAACAGGGAGUCUUCUUUGACUACGACACUGCGAAGCGGGAGCGAUGCAACUAUGAAAGCUCAACGACGUUUUGGGCUCUGUGGGCAGGCAUUGCGACGCCAAAGCAGGCGGCCGAUAUGGUUAAGAAGGGGUUGCCGCGUUUUGAAGCAUAUGGUGGUCUGUUGGCUGGGACUGAGAAAUCUCGCGGUAACAUUGGACUUGAACGGCCUAAUCGACAGUGGGACUAUCCUUACGGCUGGGCUCCUCAGCAGAUGCUGGCGUGGACUGGGUUGCUCCGGUAUAGUUUUACAGAAGAGGCGGAACGUUUGGCUUACAAGUGGCUGUUCAUGAUUACCAAGGCGUUUGUCGAUUUCAACGGCGUGGUGGUGGAAAAGUACGACGUGACUCGACCGGUUGACCCUCACCGUGUUGAUGCCGAGUAUGGCAACCAGGGCCUCGACUUUAAGGGCGUGGCUAAAGAAGGAUUUGGCUGGGUCAACGCCAGCUAUGUGUACGGUCUGCAGAUUGUAAACGCACAUAUGCGACGAGCUCUGGGAACGCUGACACCAUACCCUACAUUUAUCAAGGCGAUUGAGCAGAGCUUGGAGAAGGAACUGGCUGAUUUGCCAUGA